AUGACCAAACGGAUAUCUGCAGAGGAGAAGCUGAAUCGAAAACCAAUCUCGCGCGCAUGCGUGUUCUGCCACGAGAAACACCUGCAGUGCGAUGUGGGGCGGCCUUGCCAGAACUGCGAGAAGAGGAAUAUCGGGGAGUCAUGCAGGGAUAAUGUCCGCAAGGUGCGCAAAACGCGAGGAAGGACACCGAGGAGCGGGGUGAUGAACUUGCGGAGGGCGCGGCGGGAGCACGAGGAUGAGCUGGCCAUUGCUACAAAGUCUAGGGGGGCAGGCGAGCCGGGCUCGACAGGUCUACCGCAGGUACCAAGUCUGAGUACGCUGUUCGACGCAAAUGUGGAUCCGGUGAUCGACGAGGAGCUGUUGCCGGCCACGUACGUUGACCCCCUGGGCCCCAGCGACGUGGAACUGCCCACGAGCGGGGCGGAGAGCUUCGGCAGCGUGUGGGCGUCGAGCGAAUACACCAAGCUGAACGAGAUCCUGGGCUCGCCUGGCAUCGAGCGGCCGCGCAAGCACGUGCCCAGCAAGUACGAGCCAUUUGCGGUGCCAGCGACGGCAGAGCACUCGCCUAGCCCAUCCACGCCAAUAGAACUGCUACAGGACCACGCGGGCCUACUUUUCCGCAACACCCUACGGAGACACAUCUCUCUGGACACAGCGCAGUCAUCCUACCAGGCCAGCACGCAGGAUACGCAGGCUUCCACGGUUGCGUCGAGUGUGUCCUGCGAGGGCGCGCAAUUUCCCGCAAGUGAAGCUGAGUAUACAAGUCCGUAUUCAUUUCGGCAGCUAGUCAGAAGUCCCGAAGACCUGUACCGACACCAAAAUAGCAUAUUUCCUCAUAAUUACCGGCAGGCGUAUCUUGAGCUUCUGAAUAUUCUUCGAGCGCGCUUUUUGAGCGCUCAGGAUGAAAUAGCGAGGGAGGAGGGCCCUAAACAGCUGCAUUCCAUUGCACAAUCAAUCAAGACGUAUUAUGCUCCAAUCUUCGUGACGCUCACUUCAAACCUAAUCGAGAGCGAUCUUAAAAUGCACGAGCUCAUACUGCAACGCACCCUGUUAGAAUACGAGAACAUGUCGAAGAUGGUUAAUUGCAUUCCGAUGUGUAUAUGGCGACGCUCGGGAGAGAUUUGUUAUGUAAGCAACGAGUUUAUCUCGCUGACUGGCUUCUCAAGGCGAGAACUGCUGAUGCGGCGAAGAUUCAUCAUGGAAUUCUUCGAUAACCACGGGAUUGUCGACUACUUCAAGCUUUUCAAUGAAUACCUCGCAUUUUCCUCUAAGGAGGGGUUUUCGUCCACCUCUGAUGGGCAAGCUGUUUUCAGCGAGUGCAAUCUUCUAAUGGCCAACAACUCUUUCUUGAAAUGUGCCUGCAUUUGGACGGUUAAACGAGAUAGCUUCAACAUUCCAAUGUUAGUAAUGGGCCAAUUUCUACCAAUAUUCGAUAUGGAUCAUACGUAG
Molecule: messenger RNA, 1449 nt
Organism: Eremothecium gossypii ATCC 10895
Lineage: Eukaryota; Fungi; Ascomycota; Saccharomycetes; Saccharomycetales; Saccharomycetaceae
Gene: GSM1
Product: Gsm1p
Exons: 1
Coding region: 1-1449 (482 amino acids)
Biological process (GO): regulation of DNA-templated transcription; cellular response to starvation
Cellular component (GO): nucleus
Molecular function (GO): RNA polymerase II transcription regulatory region sequence-specific DNA binding; DNA-binding transcription factor activity, RNA polymerase II-specific; zinc ion binding
Source: RefSeq, marked provisional